Lizanozyma spartinae is the source of this 1209-nucleotide messenger RNA. It is a transcript of the gene RPT6, whose product is annotated as proteasome regulatory particle base subunit. The record is from RefSeq and is a predicted model, not a curated record. Lineage: Eukaryota; Fungi; Ascomycota; Pichiomycetes; Serinales; Debaryomycetaceae. Gene Ontology annotation, molecular function: proteasome-activating activity; ATP binding; ATP hydrolysis activity. Bases 1 to 1209 code for a protein of 402 amino acids. Gene Ontology annotation, biological process: proteasome-mediated ubiquitin-dependent protein catabolic process. Gene Ontology annotation, cellular component: proteasome regulatory particle, base subcomplex. The transcript has a single exon.
AUGCCUAUCGCCGUCCCAACCCAGGCAUAUGUCCACGAAGGUGGAUUUAAGCCGUAUUUUGAACAACAGAUCCAAGAUACAGAAAUCAAGAUUCAACUGUCGACACUCAACUUGCGUCGUUUGGAAGCUCAAAGAAACAAAUUGAAUACCAAAGUCAGACAAUUAAAGGAAGAGUUACGGUUGUUACAAGAGCCAGGGUCAUUUGUAGGUGAAGUGGUUAAAGUUAUGGGGACCACAAAGGUAUUGGUUAAAGUUCAUCCUGAAGGGAAAUAUAUUGUUAAUGUUACUAAGGAUAUUGACAUUAAGAAGUUAACCCCAACACUUAGAGUAUGCUUGAAAUCAGAUAGUUAUGAUUUGCACAAAAUUUUACCCAAUAAGGUUGAUCCAUUGGUAUCAUUGAUGAUGGUUGAAAAGGUUCCUGAUAGUACUUAUGAUAUGGUUGGAGGUUUAGAUAAGCAAAUUAAAGAAAUCAAAGAAGUGAUUGAAUUACCUGUGAAACAUCCGGAGUUAUUUGAAUCUUUGGGCAUAGCUCAGCCUAAGGGAGUUAUUCUUUAUGGUCCUCCUGGUACGGGAAAAACCUUGGUUGCUCGUUCUGUUGCUCAUCAUACUGAUUGUAAGUUUAUUAGAGUAAGUGGGUCUGAAUUGGUCCAAAAGUAUAUUGGUGAAGGUUCUCGUAUGGUUAGGGAAUUGUUUGUUAUGGCUAGAGAACAUGCACCUUCAAUUAUUUUUAUGGAUGAAAUUGAUUCUAUUGGAUCUUCACGUGUUGAUGGAUCAUCAGGUGGAGAUUCAGAAGUACAAAGAACAAUGUUGGAAUUAUUAAAUCAAUUAGAUGGCUUUGAAAGUUCUAAAGAUAUUAAAAUUAUCAUGGCAACUAAUAGAUUGGAUAUUUUAGAUCCAGCCCUUUUAAGACCAGGUAGAAUUGAUAGGAAAAUUGAAUUCCCGGCACCAACAGUAACCGCCAGAACUGAUAUUUUAAGAAUCCAUUCUCGUUCCAUGAAUUUAACAAGAGGUAUUAAUUUACGUAAAAUUGCUGAAAAGAUGAAUGGUUGUUCAGGUGCUGAUGUUAAAGGUGUCUGUACUGAAGCAGGUAUGUUUGCAUUACGUGAGCGCAGAAUUCAUGUUACUCAGGAAGAUUUCGAACUAGCAGUUGCUAAGGUGAUGUCUAAAGGUGAUGAAGGUGCGGUUUCAUUGGCCAAAUUGUUUAAGUAG